GUAUGUGGUGUCUCAUGCAAUAGAUGGAACCCGCGAUUACAUCGACUGUCAACGGUGGAGAGACAUGCGUCGUGGAGACGGAGGACAUUCUGAAGGGUUUUGCAGAUGACAGCAAGGAAGGGAAUUCGGUUGGAGGGAACAACGCGGACUGUGCAGAGGUGCUUGCGAUAAUAUGUGCACAGACUGCAGAGAUGAUGGGUGAUGGUGAUGAAACAGAGAAUGAUGCAGGAGGGAGCACUUGUGAGACGGAAACGGUUGGGGAAGAGAGAGAGAAGGGAGGUAUGGGAAGCAGGGAAUCUCUGACAGGGUGUAUUGUGAAAGAUGAAAAUGUGGUGAAGACAUCAGCAAGAGAAGAGUACCCAUAUGACAUCAAUUGGGUGUCGGGUCGUGUUCAACCGGGUAUUGUUGGAGGAGCACCCUGCUUUGCAGUAUUAAGGUUGAACGAUGGGGCAACAGCAGAGGUGAAAGGGCGAUAUGCAUUGGACAUGUGGUGUGUUCUGGAGGCGCAGGGCGAGUUAAGGCUGAACGAUUUUUUGUACGACAGUUUUGAUUGUGGACAGGCAUGCGUGAUUGGCGGGAACGACGCAACAGGGAGUACGUCGUGCCACGAGGGCGAUGCGAGGAGGGAUCCUAGGUGGGGUUGGGUGCCAAGUGUGAUCCCGAUUCCAUGUGGCCGUGUGAUGAUGAUGAUGCGUGAUGCCAUGAGAAAUGUCUGGAGCACGCAUUAUGUGAAUGGCAACUUCUCCUUCAAGCACCUCGACAGGGAGGUCUCAGAAGACGAGAAGAAGGCAAUGGCAUGUCCUACCCAUACUGCUGGCUGCUUUUUCCUGCCGCUUCGGAACCCUGUGGAGUCGGGGAUGGUUGAAGGGAAAGUUUUCACUGGUGAGGAUGGCAGCACAUACACGCAUGCAAGAGGGCAGAAAGCCACGUAUGAUGGAGUAUGCUCGCAGAUAUGGGACCAUGUUACAAUGAGGAGUGACGUUCUGUCUGCCAUGGACAUUGGGGCCCGUGUCAUCCUUGAAGGACAGUUGCAGCAGCAUAUGGCCCCUGAAAAGUAUGGCUAUCGUGUCAAUUGGGUCCCAGGAUGUUUGCAUCCUGCAGUGGUUGUUGGCAAGGUGACGAUGGCAGCAAGACUGCAAUCAGGGCAUUGGCUCCCAUUGGGAUGGAUGCAUGCAGGCAUUGUGGAGCAUUGGCAGUUCCUUGUGGUUCUGACACGUGUCUCAAUUUUCAAUGUGAAUGUAAAGGACCACGUGCUAGUCGUUGAAUACGCAAAGCGCUGCUGGGAGAAGAUAAGGGAGGAGGAGCGUCAGAUGGUGUGCGCGGGUUAUGACUCCAUGGUUGACCAGGGGAUGUGGUCCAUGGUUGAGGGGAGUUGACAUUGCUCCGGGUAUGGGCGUGAGGUUUCAGAUGACAACGGUGCGUGCUUUGAUGGAGGCUGCCGAGGCGUACCUGGUCACCAAUUUCGAGAAUACCAACGAGGUGGCCAUCCAUCGAAGAGGGUGACGAUCCAGGACAGGAUGCCGAAGUACUUCAUAGUCGCUGUGGAUAUGAGAUCCACAAUCAUGGCAAACGACGAGGGUUGUGUCAAAGCACGAACACUCUUGCAACGCUUCAGAGAGUCACCACAUGUACGUGUGGACAGCGAUGUGGAAAACAGUGCAUACAGUCUAAAAGGAGUGCUCCAGUGGAUGUGCAGCGAAGAGAUGUGCGAAGAAGGAGACGUGGACAUGAGAAUGCAGCAGACAGGGGGGACAUAUACACCUGCGAACUUGGGCAAGUUGCUGGGUACUGUGGCACGGAAUGGGGGAAUGCUGGUUGAUGGGUCGAAGGACGAGUUGAAGAGUGGUGCUGCAGAAAUCUUGGUGUUGUCCAGAAUGAAGGACAUUACACAAACACCGCCAGAAGACUUUCAAGAUGUUCUUGUCAUUGUUGCAGAUGGUGUGGAAUAUAUUCUGCUGGAUCAACUUCUGGACUUCAUGAAAAAGAGUCCCGACAACAGGAACGUCAUCCAUGAGGCGUUGCACGAAGUCACAGAAUUUGCACUGCAGGGUCAAGAUCUGAUAGAAUUUGUACCAGCAAGAACAGAAGACAACAUCAUAUCUGGCAGACCGUUGUGGGGGGAGUUGUUAUCAGCUGCUUUGGAGCGGCUCGGUCUUGCAAGUUAUGAUGUUGAGAGACAAAGAGAAAGAGAAGAAGGGUGGAAGCUGAUGGCCACGAAAACAAAUUUAGCAAUUAUUUCAGACAACGGACAGACAUCAGCAGCACAAGAAUCAAUAACCAGUAUGGCAGUCGAUGUGCCUCCCAUGCAGACAGGAACGAGAGAGGAGCUAGUGUGUUCCAACAUCUUCAAUGCUUUCACAAUGGAGAAAGAACAGUGUGAUCGUGGAUUUGAAGAGGCCGAUUUGCCAAGUUGUCGUGCAGAGUACACAGACAGUGCAGAAGAAGAAGAUGAGGGCGCAUCAUCUUCUGACGUGGAAGUGAGCGGCAGCAAUGUCAGCAGCGACGAGGAAGACGAGGAACAUGAUGUAUACUAUGAUUUGAAGGCGGCGGGUGGACAAGUGAUAAAAGGGUGGGCACAUGCAAUUCUGAGGUUGGCACGUGCUUUUCCCGAUCCGCACAAAGUGCUGUGUGUUGUGAUGAAGGGGGCAACACCAGAUGGUGCACUACACGCGGAUGUGGAAGCGUGCACGUGGUCUUCUUCGAACGACCGCGAGCUGCAGAAUAGAGGAAGCCGCGGCUAUGGUGGACAAACCGGUGAACUUGCGACCGCAGCUAUGGUGGAAACGAGCGCCGCUUUGACAUGGAAGGACGAGAACGACAACAGCGAUGAAGAAUCGCCAGCGUGGUCGUCGUUGAACCGUCGGGAGCUGCAGAAGAGAGGACGGGGAGGCUAUGACGAAGAAGACGGUGCAUUCGAAACCACGGCUAUGGCGGAAACGAGCAUCCGUCGUCGACAGCUGCAAAGGCAAACGAGGCUGCAGCAGAGCAGCAGCAGCAGCAGCAGUGAAUGCGAGUCGGUCGUCCAAGUUUUAGAUCGGGCACGCGUGCUGACGUGUGGCCAGGAUUUGCUUGCUAAUUUCGAAGAGGCCAAUCGUAUGGAAGUGAUAGACCUGGGUAUCAAUCUGGAUCCGGAUGGCCGGGAAGCGAUAUUCUUUCUGUCGGACGGGCGUCUCUGGAGGCUAAACAUUUCCACGGCGGGCGGCGCGAACGGUGCUCAACGGAGUGCCGCCAGCGAUUCAUCACCCACUCGCUCUCCCCCUCCCACUCCCACUCUCCUCCAUGGCCCUUGGUCGAACGAGAGCGGAGCACUUCGAUCGGUGGCUAUAGUUGAUCGGCAAGUGGACGGCCAGAAGAACACGAGGAGAACGAUUUUCGUUGACGACACAGUAAAUUUUUCCCUUCGUGCGUUCUCGAUCGACGGCUUGGACCCGCCUUUUGAAGGCGUGCUCAAUUACAGUGGCAGGACUGGCAGGGUGCGACUGUUUAGCCUUGCUAGCUACUCCAAAGGCCACCUCUUGUACGGUACCUCGGACUCGGCGAUUUACCGGCUUAAUCUGACGUGGCAAAGCGACAAAGAAGCGAUCCCUGCGGGAGACCAGCAGCAGUCCCAGCAGCUGCCGGAUCUGGAACUCUGGCUGGGAUCCGGUCCGGAAGUGAGUGGCCGAGGCGGCGUGAACUUGACUAGACCGUACCUCGGUACGACUGCCAUCACCUCGGACGGGGAAGUUAUGUAUGUCGCCGAGAAGACAGUGCAUACCGUCAGCCGACUCCUAGUGUCCAGCGGGCUCAUGGAGAAAAUUGCGGGAGUGUAUAAUCAGAGCGGCUAUAUGGAUGGCCCUGCUUUGCGCGCAACGUUCACAGAGCCCAUCGCGUUAGCAUUGGCAUCCGACGAGUGUAAUCUCUUCGUUGGCCAGUUGGGUGGUGGAAUACGGCUCGUCACCUUCAAUGGGACCACCACCAGUGUUCGGACGCUUCUCAGUAUGAGCACGAAUGUGAUGUCCUUGGCUAUUCAUCCCAACAACGAAGCACUCUACGUUGCCUCAACGGGGGGCAUACUGUUGGAACUGGCCUUGAACAAAUGGGUGCUGCCGAUGUGCACUCCCCCUCCACGUGAUUCUGUCCAAGCGAAUUUGCCUCCCCUCUCCUCCUCCUCUGCUCCCUCUCCCUCUUCGUCCACCACCUUUCCCCCCUCCUCCUCCUCCCCCYCCCCCYCCCCCYCCCCCCCCCCMYCUGCCCGCGUCCUUAUCAUAGCGACGGUGCUGUCUCUGGUGCUUGUCGCAGUGGUGGCCGCGGCUGUGAUGGCUUUACGGAGGAGGAGAGCGCACGAUGGUGGCUCGUUGUGCUGUUGCUGGAGGCGGCUGGGGGGUGAACAAGGGGGGGACGACAAGCAGCCUGUGGUAAAGGAAUCGCUCGCAGACGCACUCGAUACCCCGUCUGCGGCGACGGAGGAUGAGGAGGAUGGUGCGUGGGAUUCGUUUUGGAAGCAAAGCAAUACCCUGGGAAAGAGUGCCGCUGAGUCCUCCCGCAGUUUUCCGCGGAAGUUGCGCCCGUCCGGUCUCCAGCGGUUCUCGUACGGACAGCUGGCGAGCGCCUGCGAUGGGUUCCAAUCGAGGAAUCUGAUUGGCAAAGGGGGAUCAGCGGAAGUCUACAAGGGGGUGCUGUCGACGGGGGAAGUGGUGGCGAUCAAACUGAUGAAGGGUGGGGAUUUGUCCAAGGCAAGUCUUCGGCAGUUUCAAGCGGAGCUCGACUUGCUCGGCACCAUCCGCCAUAGCCAUCUCUGCAGUAUUCUCGGCUUCUGCACGGAAGACGAUGUGUCAUUGAUCGUCUAUCCCUUCAUUUCAGGAGGGAGCCUUCACGACCGUCUGCACAAUUUGCCCCCCUCUCUCUUCUCUCCGUCCGCCGGCGAUGGUGGAUGGGAUACGGGCGAUUGGCAGCGGCGGCGGCGGCGGGGGGAUGGGGCUGCAGAUACCAACCCCACUGUCAGCAGCGACGGUACUAUUAGUUGUAGUAGCAGUAGGAGUAUGAGCAGCAGUCUCCUAGCGGGAUCGCGAUCACCACUGAGUUGGAAGCAUCGCUUGUCUGUCGCCCUGCAGGUGGCGAAGGCUCUUCGGUUUCUUCAUGAGGAUCUGGACCCACCUGUUGUCCACAGGGAUGUCAAGAGCAGAAACAUAUUGUUGGAGGGUGGCGGCGGCAGCAGCGGCCCUCUGAGGGCCUAUCUGGCGGACUUUGGACUGGCCAAGCGAGGGCAGAGUGUCUUCGGCAAAAUCCAGGCAGGGGAAACAGUGGAGACCUACCACGUGUCCGGGACCAUCGGGUACAUGGCGCCAGAGUACUUCAGGUAUUGCCGACUCACGGCCAAGAACGACGUUUACGCGUUCGGGGUGGUGUUGCUCGAGCUCAUCACCGGUAGAAAAGCCUUCGCCGCCACGACGGAUGAGGACAGCAACAACAAAGACAACAACAACAACAACAACAAGGAGAAGGAGGAGGAGGUGGGAGAAGUUGGUGGUGAUGCGGAGAAGGGGGGCGAGGAGAAGACGAUGGAGCAGGAUGAGGUGGUGUCGGAGACUCUGGCAUCCUGGGUAAUGGGAAAGCUGGCGACGUUGAACUCCCUGCCCCCGGAAAAGGGAGAAGGGGGCAGCAUUUCACGCAGCCAGAGCUUGAAGAACCUCCAGGCUGUCAGAUGGGUAAUUGAUGAGCGGAUGGUGAAGACAUCCGACGGCGGCGGGAUUGAUUGGCCCACGGCGAGCGGGAUGCUCCAGGUGGCCAUGGCGUGUAUCAGGGAGGCGCCCGAGAAGCGUCCUCGGAUGGUCGAGGUUGCGAACGAGCUUGUUCGAUUGGAGGGAGGGGGGGGGAGAGCAGAAGCAGAAGCAUGGGGGAAUAGACGUCGAGAAUCUAGUAUUCGAGUGCAAAGUCCAGUCUGACACAGCUGUAUGCAACACUCAGGCUCCUGAAGUCAGCGAACCAAGUACGUGGAGGUAGUAGAUAAAUACGCAGUGACUGU
Molecule: messenger RNA, 6004 nt
Organism: Chara braunii
Lineage: Eukaryota; Viridiplantae; Streptophyta; Charophyceae; Charales; Characeae
Source: the annotation of a GenBank genome assembly